Molecule: messenger RNA, 1911 nt
Organism: Trichomonas vaginalis G3
Lineage: Eukaryota; Parabasalia; Trichomonadida; Trichomonadidae
Product: protein of unknown function, DUF3591 family
Exons: 1
Coding region: 1-1911 (636 amino acids)
Source: RefSeq, a predicted model, not a curated record
AUGAAAUCAAAAAAAACAAAGAAACCUAGAAGGAAAAAGUCAUUAGAUUCGAGUGAUUUUGCACCAAUUGUUGCAACUGAUACUCAAGAUAGCUCAACAGAGAAUGAUUUACUCGUAGAUCUUCAAGUUCCAAGAUACGCAAUAUUUCGCCGAGUCAUAAAUAAAAAAAUCGAGCCAGAUCAAUCGACACUACCAAGUAUACCACAUAAAAAAUCGAAUAUACAAGAAGAAGAGAAAAAGUUCAGCGUUUAUCAAUUUAAUCAUAAAAAAUCUGACUAUAUGAUUACACCUGAUUCAAAAUUAAUCGAACCAUUACACGAGAAAAACUAUAUUCAUACAAAUGGUGUUGAACACGACCUCUUUUUUAAUCAAUCUACUUUAGGAAAAUUAUUAUCUCCACAGGCAACACAAUCAUUUCUCGAAGAAAAGCUAGAAUACUCGCUUACAGGAUCAGCUCUUUCUCUUCGUAAAGGAAGAAUCGAUGUAGAAAUCAAAAAAGCUACUCGAGGAUUAUUUGAAAGCAUUUUAAAGCCAUCAGAGACAGAAGAAGACAAUCCAUUCUAUGUACGAGAUGCACCUAUCAAAGGACCAACAAUGACAUCAUAUCCUGCACCUACUUUUCCCAAUUUUCCUCAAACAAAUUUAUUCAAUUUCGAAAUUUCACAAUUCGAGUACCAAAAACUACUAAAUCCGCAUCCAUUUUUUUCAGUUGAUUAUACAUUUCACAGAAGAGUUAAGCUCUGCCCUGAAAAACAAUCUUCAAAAAAUUUUGGAAAAUAUAUUCUAAAAAAUGAAGACUUAAAACUCGAUUCAGGCGAAUUUGUCCUUGUAGAAUAUAUUGACGAUGACCCUGUCAUACAGCCAAUCGUUGGAAUGUGCUCAACAUUGACAGUUUUAACAUCAGAUUCAAAUAUCACGAGUCAUAAGUUCGAUCAAAGGAUUCCUUUAAUGAAUAUUGUAUCUGAAUCGCAACAGCCAUUCCUUGGGAAUAUUCCUAAGUCAGAUCCAGUCAUUUGUUUGCUAAAUCAAGUUGCAAUUUCAGCUGUUUACCCUCACGACAUGUCUCACAACAUGACAGACUUCAUUUUAUGCAUCUCAGGAAACAGCUGCACAUUACACAGACUACCUAAACUCGUUUACGCUUCAACGCCAAGCGAAUGUCGCGUAAUCAUCAAAAAUACAACUUAUCAUUCAAAAGUUUUGGAUCCUUUCUUGACAAAAAGAGGAGUAAAUCCAAUAGAAUUAUGCAAAGCGAGGUCUAUUUACAAGGCUAAAAAGAGACUCGUGGAUAUGGGAAUUGAUAGAUCUGCUUUGCCAUCGAGUUUUUCAGAAAACAAUUUGAAAUCUUUGAUAAAAGAUUUUCCUAUUGAGAUGCGUACGUUGAUAAUGCAUUAUAUCAGCAUAUUUAAACAUACCCCAUGGUAUAUAUCGCAUCUUACAGCACGAGCAAGGCUUGGAAUGUUAAAAGCUGCUUCUGAGAUUUCAUUUGAAGAAGGAAAGAUCGCACAAGUCAAAGAAGCAAUGGCUCAAUCAUUUGAAAAUCGCAUAGCAAUGAUUUCUACUAGUAAUACUCCAUUGGAUCAAAGGAAUUCAAUUGGACUUGAUUUAUUAGAUUUCAGCGAUGGGAUGGAUGAAAGUUCUGAUAGUGAGGACUGGGAAACUAUCCUUAAGGAAGAUCAAAUAGAUGAAUUUCGAGAAAAAACAUCAAAUCUGGAAUAUAAAUCUUUCAGAUCUCUUGUUAAUUGGAAUGAAUUAAUCAAAACUCGGCAUGAAUGGAGAGAAGUAAUGCUAACAAGAAACUACUAUGUUGAAGAUGGCGUUGCAAAAUGUUCUUUUUCGUUUACAAGAGAUAGUAACGAAAUCAAGCAAGCGAAAGCGCUGAAGAAGUCAACAAAAAACUCUUUUAUAUGA